Protopterus annectens (West African lungfish) is the source of this 7583-nucleotide messenger RNA. RefSeq names its product AT-rich interaction domain 1A (gene ARID1A). Bases 517 to 7308 code for a protein of 2263 amino acids. Gene Ontology annotation, biological process: positive regulation of DNA-templated transcription; chromatin remodeling; regulation of transcription by RNA polymerase II. Gene Ontology annotation, cellular component: brahma complex; nucleoplasm; SWI/SNF complex. Gene Ontology annotation, molecular function: DNA binding; nucleosome binding. The record is from RefSeq and is a predicted model, not a curated record. The transcript has 20 exons. Lineage: Eukaryota; Metazoa; Chordata; Ceratodontiformes; Protopteridae.
GGCAGCAACUUUAGCUCAAAUCCUUCAAUCUCUGUUCCGAUUUUUACAAAACCCACAAUGUUCAGUAAAAUGUCGGCGGCUAGAUUUGGAAUCCGUUCCUACUGGGUUGUAAUCCACUCCGGAUGCAGAGGUUCUCCGUGUAGCUAGGUAAAAUGGCAGUAUUGAGCCUCGUGUCGGAGUGAGUCGGUCGAUCGCGAGCUGCUGAGUCUCGCUGAAGAAAAACUGACCGACUUUUUAUAUGCAUCGUAUUGCGUGAUUCGGUUUCCCCGGCAUCGGCGAAUUGGCGUCUCCAGACACGGGGCUGGGAACCCGGAUUUCGAUCCGGUACCGGGGGAGUAAUGUGCCGGCAGAAGAAGGGCUCGGUGCUUUGAGACAAACAGAUUGUAGGCGAAGUGGAAAGCAAAGAGGUAGAGACGGGAGCGGUGUUUUUAAAGGGACAAACCAGUGUUGUUUGAGAGAGAUUGAAGAAAGGAGCGUGGGGGUGCUAAGAGCCGCCUGGAACAACUAAGAAGGAUUAUGGCAGCUCAGGUUGCUACUGUCGCUAGUCUCGGCAACCCACCCUCAGAGUUGAAGAAAGCAGACCGGGAGACGCUGGAAGAGCCUGGCACCGAGGUUGUGGAAGAGCGCGGUGAGAAACAGGCGGCACUGGAACUGGAGGGCCCGGACCCAAAAGAACUACAGUCGUCUCAGCAGGAUGGGGCCGAGAACAGCAACAGCAGUAGCGGCAGCAGUAGCAGCAAUGGUGGGGUUGGCAGCGGAGGGGGAGGAGGCGACCAAGACUUAAAGAACUCCAAUGGUAAUGUGAGUUCUCGGGCCGCUGUCUUGAACAGUAACUUGUCUGCUGGCGUGGAACAAGGAGCUGAUGGUAUGGGUAACAGCAUUUCGGGGAUGGGCCACCCUCACCCGACCGUAGUGCCUCCUUCUGCCUACGGCUACAGCCCACAUUACAGUAGGGGCCCUUUUCAUCAACAUGGCGGACAACAAAGCCCUGGCAUGGCAGCAGCAAUGCAGAGUAGCAGUGGCGGGGGCAUGGAACCCUCUGCUUACCCAGGUCAGCAAAAUUCUCACGAACAUAUAAAUUUCAGCAACCAUCAUUAUAGUUCUUAUGGUUCGUACUCAAACAGGGCCGCUUAUCCUAGCCAGGGUUAUGCAGUCAGCUCCCCACGGAACAGUAACAGCCAGCAGGCCGGGGUACCCCCUGGUAACAAGCCUUCCUUGGUGUCCUCUUUCCAACAGCAGCAGCAACAUCAACAACAGCAGCGGUUCGGGCAUGGUCCUGGGACUGGAACCCAUCAGGCCACUUCCACUCCGACCUUAAACCAGCUUCUGACAUCCCCUAGCACAGCUAGAGGUUACCAGAACUUCGUAGGAUCUGAUUAUAGUAAUAGUCCUCAGGAUGGGAGCAGCAAGGGACCAGCAGACAUGGUGAACCAGUAUGGUGGUGGCAACCAGGUUUGGGUAGUAGGAGGGCAACAAAGGAGCCACCAUGCCCCCAUGAGCCCCGGUAACUCUGGACAGCCUCACACAGCCAGAACCCAGCCUUCAAGCCCAAUGGAUCAGAUGGGGAAGAUGAGGCCACAGCCAUACAGUUCAAGUAGUCCAUACACACAACAGCAGGGGCCUGCCUCUGUUUCACAGCAAGGGCCCACCUAUUCUGGGCAACCUUAUGGACCUCAAGCUCCACGAUACCCAGUUAAUAUGCAGAACAGAACUCAGAAUGCUAUGAGUGGUAUGCAUUAUCAGUCGCAGAUGACAUCAUACACUCAACAGAACCCAGCUGGAUAUGGGCAGCAGAAUCAGAUCUCCUAUUAUAAUCAGCAAAGUCCUCAUGCCACGCACCAAGGUUCAUUCUCACAGCAGCAACAGUCUCAGCCUCCUUAUUCACAACAGCCAUCCCAGUCUUCACAGCAUCAGCCAUCUCAACUGCAGUAUUCUCAACAGCCUCAGCCUUCUCAGCCGCAGUCACAGUCGCCAUAUUCUUCACAACAGCAGCAGACUCCACCUCAUCAUCCACAGACUCCAUCACCAUACUCUCAGCAGCAUUCACAAACUCCUUACCCUUCUCAGCAAACAUCACAGCAGCCAACAGCAACAGCCCCUGCUGCACAGUCACAAUCUCAGGCAUCACAACCUUCUGCUCAUCCUUUACAACAGCAGCAGCAACCACCUCAGCCUUCUGCUUACUCCCAGCCUGCUCCCCAGCAACAACAGCAGUCCUCGUAUACUCAGCGAUACCCUCCUCCGCAGCAGGAAUUGUCUCAGGACUCAUUUAGUUCACCACCACCACCAACUACUCCCAUGCCGUCUGGCAAAGCAGGGCAGGAAGAUAUGAGUCUCAGCAUGCAGGCACGACCUUCCAGUUUACCGGAUCUUUCUGGUUCCAUUGAUGAUUUGCCCAUGGGAGCUGAAGGAGCACUGAGUCCAGGAGUGAGCACUUCAGGAAUCUCUAGCAGCCAGGGAGAGCAGAGUAAUUCGGCACAGUCUCCAUUUUCUCCCCAUACCUCCCCUCACCUUCCAGGCAUUCGUGGACCUUCUCCUUCCCCUGUUGGGUCUCCUGCCAGUGUUACUCAGUCUCGGAGUGGGCCAUUGUCACCAACUGCUGUACCAGGUACACAAAUGCCACCUCGACCACCAAGUGGCCAGGCAGAAGGUAUUAUGCACCCAGCAAUGAGUCAGUCAAAUAUAAGCCAGGAGAGGAUCCCAUCAGGGUACUUGCAAAGGAAUCCUCAGAUAGUCCAGUAUGGUUCCCCUCAGUCCAAUUCCUCCUUGUCUCCUCGUCAGUCUUCUGGAGGACAGAUGCAUGGUGGGAUGGGACCCUAUCCACAGAACAACUCUUUAGGAAGCUAUGGACCUCAGGGAAGCCAGUAUGGACCUCAAGGAAGUUAUCCCAGACAGCCAAACUACAAUUCCAUGGCAAGUACUGGCUACCCCAGUCCAGGAAUGGGUGGAAACAUAAAUACAAUGGGAGGAGGCAGUCAGAUUCAUGGACAAACAGGAGGUCCCCCAUAUGGUGGAAUGCCUUCUGGGAGAAUGAUUCAUGGACAGAUGGGAGCUCGGCCAUAUGGACCAAACUUGGGUAACAUGCCUCCACAAAUUGGAUCUGGGAUGUGCCCUCCACCUGGGACGAUGAGUAGGAAAGUGCAGGAGGCAGCUGUCGCUAUGCAUGCUGUAAACUCAAUAUCUAGCAGGCCACCUGGAUACCCUAACAUGAACCAGGCAGGAAUGCUGGGUGCUGGCCCCCCUUUUGGUCAGGGAAUGAACAACAUUUCUGGUAUGAUAAACCCACAAGGACCCCCUUAUUCAAUGUCUGGAGGGAUGGUCAACAGCACAGCAGGGAUGACUUCAAGUCCAGAGAUGAUGGGAUUGGGGGAUGUUAAAAUGACACCAUCUCAGAAGAUGAAUAACAAAGCAGAUGGAACAUCAAAACCUGAAUCCAAAUCAAAGAAGUCAAGUUCCUCUACCACAACAAAUGAAAAGAUUACAAAGCUGUAUGAGUUGGGUACGGAACCAGAACGAAAGAUGUGGGUUGAUCGUUACUUGGCCUUUACUGAGGAAAAAGGGAUGGCAAUGACAAACCUUCCAGCUGUAGGCAGAAAACCUUUGGAUCUUUUUCGCCUCUAUAUCUCUGUCAAGGAGAUUGGUGGUCUGACACAAGUCAACAAAAAUAAAAAAUGGCGUGAACUGGCCACCAUCUUGAAUGUGGGAACUUCAAGCAGUGCUGCCAGCUCUUUGAAGAAACAGUAUAUCCAGUGUUUGUUUGCUUUUGAGUGUAAGAUUGAGAGGGGUGAAGAUCCUCCUCCAGAAGUCUUUGUUGCAGCAGAAUCUAAAAAAUCUCAGCCAAAGAUUCAGCCGCCAUCUCCUGCUGGUUCAGGGUCACUGCAAGGUCCACAAACCCCCCAGUCUACUACCAGCUCGUUGACUGAAGGAAGUGAUUUAAAACCCCCAACACCAGUCUCAACACCCCAUAGUCAGAUGACACCACUGCCUGGAGUUAGGAAUAACUCUGUGAAUCUCCAGGAUACCUUUGUUGAUGGUGACACAGUUUUCCAGAAAAGAAAUUCUAUAACUCCAAAUUCAGUGUACCAGUCUGCUAUGAACACUUCUGAUAUGAUGGGACGAAUGUCUUUUGAACCCAAUAGAGAUCACUAUGGACCUGUGAGGAAAGCUCCUGGAACUGACCCAUUUAUACCUGCUGGGCAGGGCCCUAGUAGUGGACUGGGAGAUCCUUACAGUCGGAACACAGCAGCAGGCCUGGGCAAUAUGGGAAUGGGACCACGGCAACAGUAUUCUUAUGGAACCCCGUAUGAUAGAAGACCAGAACCUGGUAUGGUACCUGAAGGCAGUAUGAGUGUACCAGUGACAGCACAGCCAAAUAUGAUGCCUUCCAGUGCGGAGUCUGGGAUGUACUCCCCAAACCGUUACCCUCCUCAGCAGCAGCGGCACGAGUCGUACAGCAGUCAGUAUCCUGGUCAAGGAGCAGCACCGAGCACUCCAUAUGCCAGCCAGCAGAGUGGAAUAUAUGCUCAGCCACAGCAACAGUCACCUGCUCCACUGCAGCAGCAGCAACCAUCACAGCAGCCACCACCUCCUCCACAACCACAGCCACCGCAACAGCCGCCACCACAGCAGCAACCACCACCACCACCACCACCACAGCAGCAGAACUACAAGCGACCACUUGAUGGGGGAUAUGGGCCCCCUCCCAAGCGGCAUGAGGGAGAAUUGUACAGUGUACCAUAUGGCGGACAGCAGCAGCAGACACAGCCACCAACAUCUCAGCAAGAGAUUUAUAACCAGUAUGGAAGUGCUUACCCUGGCACAGAACGGAGACAAGCAGCUCCUCAAAAUCAGUUCCCAUUUCAGUUUGGUAGAGACAGAGUACAGGCCUCCCCUAGUUCUACAGCACAACAGCCAGUACCUCAGCAGAUCAUGAACAACUCUAUGCAGACAAGUGCUGAAGGCCCACAGCAGAGUUCAGCAUGGCAAGGACGCAGUGAAAUGGCAUACAAUUAUACAAAUCGUCAAGGCCAUGGUACACCAACACAAGGCCCUGCUUACCAUGGCAUGAACCGGACAGAUGAGGUAAUGCAUUCAGAACAAAGGAUAAACCAUGAGGGACAAUGGUCAUCUCAAGUCAGUCAGCGUGCACCUACUUAUGGUCCCUCUGCCCCUGUUGCCCCAAUGACACGACCCCCUCAAGCUAACUUCCAGCCUGCUGCUACUACUGCCUUGCAAAAUCACAUUCCCCAGGUGUCGAGCCCUGCCCCAGUACCCCGCCCCAUGGAAGCAAGGACAUCGCCAAGCAAAUUACCCUUUCUUCCCACAGGGGUGAAAAUGCAAAAGGCUGGCCCACCUGUACCUGCAUCCCACAUUUCUCCAGCCCCUGUUCAGCCACCAGUGAUUCGACGAGACAUUACUUUUCCAGCAGGAUCAGUAGAGGCAUCACAACCUAUCUUAAAACAGAGGAGAAGACUGACUACUAAGGAUAUUGGAACUCCUGAAGCAUGGAGGGUGAUGAUGUCCCUUAAAUCUGGACUGCUGGCUGAGAGCACAUGGGCCUUGGAUACCAUAAAUGUUCUGCUGUAUGACGACAACAGCAUUAUGACUUUUAACCUUGGUCAGCUGCCGGGAUUGUUGGAGCUUCUGGUAGAGUAUUGUCGUCGCUGCCUUAUUGAGAUCUUUGGUAUUCUAAAGGAGUACGAAGUUGGAGAUCCAAGACAGAAAAUGCUGCUAGAUCCAGAAAAAUUUAAAAAGCUUCACAACUCUGAACCUGUGGAAUGUCUAGAAGAUGACCAGACUUCAACAUGUGAAGAAGAAGCAGCUUUUGCAUCUGAAGAGAGUUUACCAUCAGAAUCUGAGGAGACUCCAAAGCAAGCUAGUAAAUUUGAUAGAUAUCCCUUAAAGAUUGUAAAAAAGAAUGAUCCAUUUGUGGUGGAUUGUUCCAACAAACUAGGGCGAGUUCAGGAGUUUGACAGUGGACUGGUGCACUGGCAGAUUGGUGGAGGAGACACUACAGAACACAUCCAGACUCACUUUGAGAGCAGAAUAGAGCUGCCAGUUCGAAAACGGACACCCAUCAUUUCUGUUUCUAAAAGGAAACAGCUAAACAAACAGGUGACUAAAGAGGGAGAUGCUUCAUCAUUAGUUAGGGCACUAGAAGAAAGUAUUGCAGCAAGCGUAGGGGAUGUGCUUUCUGCAAGGACUGACUCAUUGACAGCAGAAGAUCACACAGACUCCGCGGAAGCAGACAUUGAUAAUGGCAAGCUUCCAAUUGGUGUCAGUCCUUCUCAGGACCAUCAGAACAUUAAAAUUUUUGAGGAUGAGCCAUGUAGCAAGGAUGAAACCCCACUAUGUACAGCAUCGGACUGGCAAGACUCUCUAGCUAAACGCUGUAUUUGUAUAUCUAAUAUCAUUAGAAGUUUAUCCUUUGUGCCUGGAAAUGACUUAGAAAUGUCUAAACACCCAGGACUGCUGCUAAUUCUAGGUAAACUAAUUGUGCUUCACCAUGAGCACCCAGAACGCAAACAGGCUCCACUGACUUAUGAGAAAGAUGAGGAGGAGGAGGAAGGGGUGAGCUGUGACAAGGAUGAGUGGUGGUGGGACUGUUUGGAAAUGCUGCGUGAAAACACCCUUGUUACUUUGGCCAAUAUUUCUGGUCAGCUUGAUCUCUCUCAAUAUCCAGAAAGUAUCUGUUUGCCAAUUCUAGAUGGUCUGCUUCAUUGGGCAGUGUGUCCUUCUGCAGAGGCCCUGGAUCCCUUCCCCACCCUUGGGCCCAAUGCUGUUCUUUCCCCUCAAAGACUAGUCCUCGAGUCCCUAAGCAAGUUAAGUAUCCAGGACAACAAUGUUGAUUUAAUUCUAGCUACACCACCUUUUAGCCGCUUGGAGAAACUCUAUGGGACACUGGUACGUGUAUUAGGUGACAGAAAAACAGCAGUAUGUCGGGAGAUGGCUACAGUUUUGUUGGCUAAUUUAGCCCAGGGAGACAGUUUGGCAGCCAGAACCAUUGCAAUGCAAAAGGGUAGCAUUGGAAAUCUGCUAGGUUUUCUAGAAGACAGCUUGGCAGCCACGCAGUUUCAACAGAGCCAGCCUAGCCUGAUACAUAUGCAGAAUCCGCCUUUCGAGCCAACAAGUGUAGACAUGAUGCGUAGGGCAGCACGGGCUCUUUUAGCACUGGCUAAAGUAGAAGAGAACCAUUCAGAGUUCACGUUAUAUGAGUCAAGGCUGCUGGACAUCUCAGUGUCACCUUUGAUGAACUCUUCAGUUUCACAAGUGGUUUGUGAUGUACUGUUUUUAAUUGGCCAGUCAUGACAACUGUGGGAUGUCUUAACCCCUGAGUGCGUGCGUGUGAGUGGAAACUUAGAAACUGAAUGUUUUUUGUUGUUUUAUUUAUGCAAAACCACCUCAAAUUCCACUAUUUGCCCUGUCCUGCUCCUUACUUUGAAAGGAUAACCUGAAUUCUUUACAAGUUCUGCCUGUGUAGAAGACUUAUUUUUUUAUGUUUGUUUUUAUUUUUUACCAAAGUUGCUGUGCUGUUUACAGUGAAUUUGGGGAAAGAAGAAAAAAAAUAUAUAUAUACACAUACA